Molecule: messenger RNA, 3924 nt
Organism: Ceratina calcarata
Lineage: Eukaryota; Metazoa; Arthropoda; Insecta; Hymenoptera; Apidae
Exons: 6
Coding region: 1198-2676 (492 amino acids)
Source: RefSeq, a predicted model, not a curated record
UUCUCAUGACUUUUAUUUCUCAAACCUAUAUUAUUAUUUCAUACGAAGUAAUCUGUGAAAUAAGUAAAUUAACUGAUUAAUAGAACUGUGGAUCCUUAUACGAAAUAAAACAUUUAUAGCAAUGCAAUUAAAAGAGUAUUGUCGUUCAGGCAAGAACAAAUACUCUGAAGAUUCAUCAACGAUCGUUAAUUAUUUUCUGCUAAUUUCGUUUAAUGUAUUUGUACACGUGUUCGUUGAUUGUGAGUAGAAAUUCUCAUGGCUUUUAUUUGUAGUAUAUUUAUAGUGUAUAGUAUUUGUAGAUUGCUUAUCGUUGUACAAAAUAAAACACUUAUAUUAAUCAAUUAAAAGGAUGCAUUCCUCCACGGAUCGAAAUUCCUUUUAUCAUUUAAGUAUUGCAAUAUUUAUUCAUCUGUGGGAUUUCCUAUAUUUCAUGCAUCGUACAUAUAUAAUACCGUUUCUAUUUUCUAGUUUGUUCAGACAUGCACAAAAUCCGCAGUUUAUGUAUCAGUAUCUUUCUAACAAAUUAUAAAUAUUGUUUUAACCACAGCAUGUUUUGUUUUUUAAUUUUGCUAUGAAAUCAAAUUUUUGUCACUUUGCAAUUUCGCCGACGCGCGUUCAGUAUAAGACAAUUUGGCAGAAGAGGGUUAAUGGGUUAAUCGACGCGGAUUGCUGUACACGUUAAAGUGAACGGUGGACGACAGGGAGGGAACGCGCGGGAGAAAGAGAAGCGCGUCGUUGAGAUUAUUAAAUUAGUGUCCCCAUGACGACCAGUGGUCAAGGAAAUCGGUGUUUCUUGUAACGAGACAGUCGAACUGUAGCUGCGCUUUCGUACGGCUGUCAAACCCACGCGGUUAGAUUACAUCAGAGAGAUUGAGAUAGAGAGAGAGAGAGAGAGAGAGAGAGAGAGACAGACAGAGGUGUCGCGAUCAAGUCUCGCAAUGACCUUAGCUCGCUUAGAACUCACGCGACGGGAAUAAAGUUCGAAUCUGUGGAUCGAUUCCGCGUGGUGACGCGCGAACACCGUCGUCGAUCGCUACGAUUUAUCGCUGGUUUAACGCUCUCGUAUAGAUUACGUAUACACGUUGUGUAUGUCUGCGUCCUCAUCUCCGUCGCCCGUACAGAAGCCGAGCAAGUGUUUAAUGCGGCACGAUAUCACCGAAAGGGAUUUAGAGAUCGGUAACAGAACAAGUUGGAAAGAUGAACUUGUCAACGUUGUUUUGCCUAAAAGGGAAAAGCAAUGGGAGUACGAAGCAAACGUCAAUGAAGCAAGACGAGUUCGGGUGGUGGUUGAGCGACGAGAGCGAUUUAAAGUCGCCGCGAUCCACUCGGAGCAGGACUGACUGCCAGUCGUUGGGAUCAUCUGAAUCCAUGGUCUCGUGCAUAGACUCGGACGACAGUGAGAGCUACUUCCUCGCGCAGGAAUUUAAACAGGAAUGCGGGAACGACAGCUGCGAAAAAAUAGAGCUCACGACUUUGAUUCACGACGACCUGGAUGUGAAUCUUAUCGAAGAGGACGCGAUUAGGAAAACAGAUGAUGUUACGCCGUUUCCAGCGGAGCCUACGAAACGAUGCUACGAUGAUUUGAAAGCGAAGUCCCGCGCACCGCACGGGGUGUGCUACACCCCGGAAAGAUUGGUCAGAUCUCAGGAAUAUCGGAUACUCGCGCCGUCGCCACCGUAUUUGUCCAUUUCUCAACCGAGGAUCGUAGAAGAGAACGAGAAUUCACCGAAGACGUCUCGCUGCCGACGGCGAUUGAAUUAUCUUAUCGAUGCGAAACAAGUUGUUUUAGGUGUGACGGAAUUAAAACCUGAGCCAAAAUUGAAGGAAAUAGUGGCGCCAAUGACCGGUUCGCAUCAGUGGAGAAAUUACAAGCGAGUCUAUUACGGCGGCAAUCUGGCAAAAACUAACAACGAGAACGAAGAAGAGAUGAACGAGAGCGCCUUAAGCAUGUCCAUUCGCAACAAAUCGGACAGUUCGCAAACGUUCGACCCGCUCGUCAAGAAAUCCAGUUACGAUAAAUUGAACGUCACGUGGGAAGACAUCGGCGGAAAAAUGGGUACGCGCAGUUCUUCGUUGGACGACACUUCCGGUAUCCAGAGCAACGAUUGGAGUUCGGAUACGCAUAGCGAUCUGCAGAACACUCCGCUCAGUCUCUGCGACGAAUUGGCGGCGACUAGUUUCAAGCUGGACGUCACGCAGGAACGAUAUACCGCUAUCAAUGAAGUAGUAUCAAUUCUCGAAGUCCUCGACACGAAUCCGGACAAGGCCGCGGUUCUUCUGGAAGAAGAUCGUUUUUGUGAAAGCACCUCGUCGCACGAUCAAUUGACCAGGCUGGCCCUGGCGAUCGAGACGGACGCGACUGUGCCAGUGGACUUCGAAAAGCCAGAGCACUUGGUACACCGUCUUCAAAACAAAGUGAAGACUCUCGAAGCUAAUAGCAAAGACAUUUAUAGAGAUAUAUCGGAUCUACGAAAAAGUUUUCAGUGUGACGAACAGAGGAUGGCCGAUAUUUCGUCACACACGACGAAACUGCGGCAGGACGUCCACGAGCUACGCUAUCUCGACGAUCUUCUGAACCUCCUGCGGGGAGAAGUAGAAAGAAUAUCGAAAAGGAACUGGCCGUUCGUCGUAGCACGUUCAGAUCAUCAUCCCGAGGAAUUAAAUCUCAUUGUGUGAACGAUACAGAAAAACAAUUUAUUUGGAUCGUGUCCGUAGAAUUUAAUGAUAGAAGAGAAAAAAGGAGAGCACGAACGGGAGAUAUUUCCGGGUAGUCCGUAAGAUCAUAAAACACGAUGUCUUGUUAUAUCUACAUACUUACGAGAUAAACGGUUGGAUAUUUUUGUAUGAAACGUGCAACGUUAAGAGCUUUUAUCACUGCCAUGCGUCGAUCCGUCGGGACGUGAAAAAAGUUGUGAGAAAAAAUUUAACAAAUCAUGUAUCGUAGACGAUGAUUGAAAUACAAGUAAAAAAAUUAUUCUAUCACGUUGUUGCUAAAAUGAUGCGACCUCGAAAAAAUAGAAUUAUUUUUCGAUUGUAAAUUGCUUGGAGUAUUUAAAUCCGUGCCUUCAGAAAAUUUAUAUUUAUAUCAGAAGAAGAUUAAUAUAUUUAGAGUCACUCAAAGAAGUAUGCUCACAUUAUGCAAAUUAAUUUUCAUCUGCACGUUUAUUAUUAGAAUAAAUACUAGUAUACGUAAAGCGUUUAUAAAUAUUAGUAGAGUACAUGUACUCGUGUAUUUACAUGUGUCACUACUAUUCACAGAACAACAAAGACUUCUUGACUGACUGUUAAUAACUUCGUGAUUUAGUAUAUUAUUACAUAAAAUCCCUGUAUUUGUUGCCGUUGAAACGAACUGGUCAGUAUUAGUGUUAGUAUUUAAUUGCACAGUAUGCUGGUGUCGUUUAAUUAAAAUUUAUUCGUAGGAUAGUCACUGUAUGGAUCUAACUGUGUAUCGUGUAUACCAUCAGUUUUGCAAUAGAUAAUGUAGGACAUCAUAUUUUUUGUAAGUACGUACUAUUGUUAAAUUAAAGUAAUUAUGGAGCCGAACGGAUAGAUAAAAUUAUGUGAAACGUAUUGAAAAAGUUAUAUGAAAUUCGUUGUGUGAUCUGUGUACCUAAGUACCUAAGUGUGAAUGCUUUGGAAAUGAAUAUUUAUUUGGAGAUUGGAAUAAUCAAAUUAAUGUACCUUCGACUUUUGUACACGUUUUCAUGUACUACGCGUGUUCCCAUUUGUUAAUUACUAGAAGUGAACACUGUCAUACUCGACACAUGGAUAGACCUUGUAAAUUUCGUACCGUUCCCAAUCGUAUUUAUAUACUUUAAUUUUAGAUGCAAUAUUGUUUUGAUAUAGGCAACUGAUUGUUGAAUAAAACGAUUUAUACAAAAUUUCGAUAUGCAUAUAGAUAUUAAUAAAACCAUUUACUAAACA